Hyphopichia burtonii NRRL Y-1933 is the source of this 1355-nucleotide messenger RNA. It is a transcript of the gene GCN5, whose product is annotated as histone acetyltransferase. The transcript has a single exon. Gene Ontology annotation, molecular function: protein binding; histone H3 acetyltransferase activity. Bases 30 to 1355 code for a protein of 441 amino acids. Gene Ontology annotation, biological process: chromatin remodeling; positive regulation of transcription by RNA polymerase II. The record is from RefSeq and is a predicted model, not a curated record. Gene Ontology annotation, cellular component: histone acetyltransferase complex. Lineage: Eukaryota; Fungi; Ascomycota; Pichiomycetes; Serinales; Debaryomycetaceae.
AGGAUUGAAUCAAUCUAUACAAAUUGACGAUGGUAGAUAGAAAAAGGGCCUAUUCGGUGAAGUCAGACGAUGAAGAGAGCGAGCCUACGAUGAAGAAAACCAGAAUAAAGGAAGAGGAAGAGGACGACGACGAGGAUGAUAAGCCGAUUAAACAAGAAGCACAAGAGAAAGAAGAAUCCAAUGGCAAGAACGAUGAAGACGAAGACGACGAUGACGACGAUGACGAUGAUGAUGAAGAGGAAAGAAAAAGAACCACGACGUUCAAUUUCGAUGGGGUCACUUACUCAUUUAAAGAAAGACCGUCAGUCCUUGAAGAGAAAGAAGGUAAGAUUGAAUUCAGAGUGGUUAAUAACGAUAAUACUAAAGAAAAUUUGAUUGUGUUAACGGGUCUUAAGAACAUUUUCCAAAAACAAUUGCCCAAAAUGCCCCGAGAAUAUAUUUCAAGAUUGGUAUACGAUCGAUCCCAUUUAUCAAUGGCAGUUGUUAGAAAACCAUUAACUGUUGUUGGGGGUAUAACUUAUCGACCAUUUAAUAAUCGAGAGUUUGCCGAAAUUGUUUUCUGUGCUAUUUCAUCUACUGAACAAGUCAGAGGUUAUGGUGCCCAUUUGAUGAAUCAUUUAAAAGAUUAUGUUCGGGCUACUUCUCCAAUUAAAUAUUUUUUAACCUAUGCUGAUAAUUAUGCAAUUGGUUAUUUCAAAAAACAAGGUUUCACUAAAGAAAUCUCUUUGGCUAAAUCAGUAUGGACCGGUUAUAUUAAAGAUUAUGAAGGAGGUACUCUAAUGCAAUGUGCAAUGUUACCUUCCAUCUUAAGAUACUUAGACCUGGGCAAAAUAUUAUUAUUGCAAAAAGCGGCCAUUGAAAAAAAAAUCAAAUUAAGAUCAAAAUCUCAUGUUGUUAGACCAGGCUUACAAAUCUUUAAAUCUAACAAAAAUAUUAAUCUCAAUCCGGCAAAAGAUAUUCCUGGUCUAGUGGAAAGUGGUUGGCUGGAAGAAAUGGACAAACUAGCUCAGAAACCUAAAAGAGGUCCUCAUUAUAACUUUAUGGUUACUUUAUUAUCGGAAUUAACUAAUCAUCCUUCAGCUUGGCCCUUUGCAGUACCAGUUAAUCGUGAAGAAGUUGGUGAUUAUUAUGAUGUCAUUAAAGAACCAAUGGAUUUAUCUACCAUGGAGCUGAAAUUAGAAAAUGAUAAGUAUGAAUCUUUUGAUCAAUUCUUAUAUGAUUCUAGACUAAUUUUCAAUAACUGUCGUGCUUAUAAUGCUGAAUCUACUACUUACUAUAAAAAUGCUUCUAAAUUAGAAAAAUUUAUGAAUAAUAAGAUAAAAGACAGUACGGAUUACGCUCACUAUCUUGAUUAA